Messenger RNA from Dissoconium aciculare CBS 342.82, 498 nucleotides. RefSeq lists its product as uncharacterized. The transcript is spliced from 3 exons. The record is from RefSeq and is a predicted model, not a curated record. Bases 1 to 498 code for a protein of 165 amino acids. Lineage: Eukaryota; Fungi; Ascomycota; Dothideomycetes; Mycosphaerellales; Dissoconiaceae.
AUGGUCAAGAUUGAGGUUGGCAAACCUUCAGGUGCGCACGGUAAGACCGGCGCGUGUCUGAGGAUAUUCUUACGCCUCAUUCAAUUCGCCCUCGCCAUCACCAUCGCCGGAUUGUAUGGCGUCGACCUUAAUAAUGCACGUCUGAACGGCGAAUAUAUGGAUGCUCGCUGGGUGUUUGCUGUGGUCGUUGCUGGAUUGUCUGCCCUGACGUGCAUCGCCUAUGGUGUGCUCACUUGCGUCCUCAGCCAUUUCCUCUUCGCCUGGGACUGGAUCUUAUUCAUUCUUUGGAUCACCGCCUUUGGUAUCUUUGGCAAAAUGUUUAUCGCUUACCAGCCACAGCCCGAUCAAUAUGGCCAAAUUCGGAUGAAGCACGCCGUGUGGGUUGACCUUGCGAACGUCGCCUUGUGGUUCAUGACGGCAUCCUACUCAACCUUGAUCUUCUUCCGUCGACCAGGCGGCUCGUCCACGGGUAGAAAGCUUCACACGUCGAAAGGGUGA